Molecule: messenger RNA, 4372 nt
Organism: Manis javanica (Malayan pangolin)
Lineage: Eukaryota; Metazoa; Chordata; Mammalia; Pholidota; Manidae
Gene: ANO4
Product: anoctamin 4
Biological process (GO): chloride transmembrane transport
Cellular component (GO): plasma membrane
Molecular function (GO): intracellularly calcium-gated chloride channel activity; protein dimerization activity
Source: RefSeq, a predicted model, not a curated record
GGCGCGGACCAUCUGGGGUCCUGCCCGACGCCAGUCCCGGUGGAGCAGCAACGCCCGCGCGCCUCCGCCCGGCACCUCCCACCGCCUGCUUCGCCCCUCCUCUCUCCCGCUCGCUCGUCCGCCGCUGCAGGUUCAGUCCCCGCGGGGACAAGGAGCGCGGGGGCCCCACGCGCGGCGGCGGGUCCGCGUGCUUGCUCCCCACGCCCUGCAGCUGGGAUCCGGCGGCGGGCACCUGCGAGCCCCCGCUCCCCUCCGGGCGACCGCGGCGGGCUCACUGGGCAUGCCCAGCAGCGGGGCGGCCGGGCGCCGCGGGAGCCAAGCGCAUGCACUCGGCGCGCCAGGCGCCGGCCGUCCAGGGGCGCGGCGCUCGGGCGGCCGCUCUCGCCGAAGCCCUGGCCAGCCUGGGCAGGACGCGGGCCAGGAUGGCCUCCCUCACGGCAUACGACAGAGAUGUGAGUAGUGGGAGUUACAACCUUUCUUCCGCGACUACGGGCAGCUACUACAGCUGUGUCAGCCAGAUCACCAUAGGUUAUGAUGUCACUGGGCCUGUUGCAGUUGGGCUCAGCCACUGGAAAAAUCCAUACGCACAGGGCAGACCCGCCCUCCCAUCAGAUCUGCCUCUGUUCGUCUCCAAAGAUGCAGGCGUCCCUGUGUACCACCGAUCCCUCACCCGCAAGACUGAGCUGGCCACACCUUUGUCUUGCCCAGCCUCACUGUCCAUCACUCCAGUGCCUUCAUAUAGCAGCAGUAGCCAGGAAACCCUGAGUCAAGACACAACAGGUUUAAGUUUAUCUAUUCAUGGGGCUGAAAAGCGUUUGCAAAUCCAUCAACGGCGAAGUGUGGCAAGCCGCCCAGGGUCACGUCGCCUGCCUGUGGUCAGGCAUUCCUCACUCCCACCAGGCAGAAGGUCAAUAAAAAUGGAGGCAAGCUCUUCUGGAAUCACUAAUGGGAAAACCAAAGUCUUCCAUCCAGAAGGAGGUGUGGAUUUGCAAGGCUACCAGCUCGAUAUGCAAAUACUACCUGACGGCCCAAAGAGUGAUGUGGACUUUUCAGAGAUUCUUAAUGCAAUACAAGAAAUGGCCAAGGAUGUCAACAUUCUUUUUGAUGAAUUAGAAGCUGUCAACAGUCCUUGCAAAGAUGACGAUUCUCUCCUUCACCCUGGAAACCUGACCAGCACUUCAGAUGACGCUAGCAGGUUGGAAGCAGGGGGAGAGACAAUGCCAGAAAAAAACAAAUCAAAUGGACUUUACUUCAGAGAUGGAAAGUGUCGAAUUGACUACAUUCUUGUGUACAGAAAAUCAAACCCUCAGACUGAAAAGAGAGAAGUAUUUGAAAGAAAUAUUAGAGCAGAAGGAUUGCAGAUGGAGAAAGAGUCCUCUCUAAUAAAUAGUGACAUUAUCUUUGUGAAGUUGCAUGCCCCAUGGGAAGUGCUUGGAAGAUAUGCAGAACAAAUGAAUGUAAGAAUGCCUUUCAGGAGAAAAAUCUAUUACCUGCCCCGCCGGUACAAGUUCAUGAGCAGGAUCGAUAAACAAAUAAGCAGGUUUCGGAGAUGGUUACCUAAGAAGCCAAUGAGGCUGGACAAGGAGACACUACCAGACCUGGAGGAGAAUGACUGCUACACUGCCCCUUUCAGCCAGCAAAGGAUCCAUCACUUCAUCAUACACAACAAAGACACUUUCUUCAACAAUGCCACAAGAAGUAGAAUUAUACAUCAUAUUUUACAAAGAAUAAAGUAUGAAGAAGGAAAAAACAAAAUUGGUCUGAAUCGCUUGCUUACCAAUGGCUCCUAUGAAGCUGCAUUUCCUCUGCAUGAGGGAAGUUACAGAAGUAAAAACUCCAUUAGAACCCAUGGAGCGGUAAACCACCGACAUCUGCUCUAUGAGUGCUGGGCCUCCUGGGGUGUGUGGUAUAAAUACCAACCUUUGGAUCUUGUAAGGAGGUACUUUGGAGAGAAGAUUGGGUUGUACUUUGCCUGGCUGGGCUGGUACACGGGCAUGCUCUUCCCAGCUGCCUUCAUUGGACUGUUUGUCUUCUUGUACGGAGUCAUUACUCUGGAUCACUGCCGAGUCAGUAAAGAAGUCUGCCAAGCUACAGAUAUCAUCAUGUGUCCUGUGUGUGAUAAAUACUGUCCAUUCAUGAGGUUGUCAGACAGCUGUGUUUACGCCAAGGUAACCCACCUCUUUGACAACGGAGCCACUGUCUUCUUUGCUGUUUUCAUGGCAGUCUGGGCGACAGUUUUCCUGGAGUUUUGGAAGAGACGGCGAGCAGUAAUUGCUUACGACUGGGAUUUGAUAGACUGGGAAGAAGAGGAGGAAGAAAUAAGGCCCCAGUUUGAAGCCAAGUAUUCCAAGAAAGAGCGGAUGAAUCCCAUUUCAGGAAAGCCAGAACCUUAUCAAGCAUUUGCAGAUAAAUGCAGCCGACUGAUCGUUUCUGCAUCUGGAAUAUUUUUUAUGAUCUGUGUGGUGAUCGCGGCCGUGUUCGGGAUCGUCAUUUACCGGGUGGUGACCGUCAGCACCUUCGCUGCCUUCAAGUGGGCGUUAAUCCGGAAUAACUCCCAGGUGGCGACCACAGGGACCGCAGUGUGCAUCAACUUCUGCAUCAUCAUGCUGCUGAACGUGCUCUAUGAAAAAGUUGCACUUUUUCUGACAAAUUUAGAGCAGCCUCGCACAGAGUCGGAGUGGGAGAACAGCUUCACCCUGAAAAUGUUUCUUUUUCAGUUUGUCAAUCUGAACAGCUCCACAUUUUACAUCGCGUUCUUCCUCGGAAGAUUUACAGGACACCCAGGUGCCUACUUGAGGCUGAUAAACAGAUGGAGACUAGAAGAGUGCCACCCUAGUGGAUGCCUUAUUGAUCUCUGUAUGCAAAUGGGUAUUAUAAUGGUGCUAAAGCAGACCUGGAAUAAUUUCAUGGAACUUGGCUACCCGUUAAUUCAGAAUUGGUGGACUAGAAGAAAAGUAAGACAAGAACACGGACCUGAAAGGAAAAUACAUUUCCCACAAUGGGAAAAGGACUACAACCUCCAGCCGAUGAAUGCCUAUGGACUCUUCGAUGAAUACUUAGAAAUGAUUCUUCAGUUUGGAUUCACAACUAUCUUUGUGGCAGCUUUUCCCCUAGCACCACUUCUGGCCUUACUGAAUAACAUAAUUGAAAUUCGACUUGACGCUUACAAAUUUGUCACGCAGUGGAGGCGACCUUUAGCUUCAAGGGCCAAAGACAUAGGAAUUUGGUAUGGAAUUCUUGAAGGCAUUGGAAUUCUCUCUGUUAUUACGAAUGCAUUUGUCAUAGCGAUAACGUCUGACUUUAUUCCUCGUUUGGUGUACGCUUAUAAGUAUGGACCUUGUGCAGGCCAAGGAGAAGCUGGGCAAAAGUGCAUGGUUGGCUAUGUGAAUGCCAGCUUGUCUGUGUUUCGAAUUUCCGACUUUGAGAACCGAUCUGAGCCUGAGUCUGACGGCAGUGAGUUCUCAGGGACACCUCUCAAGUACUGCAGAUACCGCGACUACCGUGACCCCCCUCAUUCACUGGUGCCCUACGGCUACACACUGCAGUUCUGGCAUGUCCUCGCAGCUCGACUGGCUUUUAUCAUUGUGUUUGAGCACCUCGUGUUUUGUAUAAAGCACCUCAUUUCAUAUCUGAUCCCAGACCUCCCCAAAGAUCUAAGGGAUCGAAUGAGGAGAGAGAAGUACUUGAUUCAGGAGAUGAUGUAUGAAGCAGAACUGGAGCGUCUCCAGAAGGAGCGGAAGGAGAGGAAGAAAAACGGGCGAGCGCACCAUAACGAGUGGCCGUGACCAGGCCAUAGUUCAUUUCCAGGCCAAGGACCUGAAUGCUGUCUCCUUCUCCUGGCUGCGCAGAAGCACGCCAAGUGAAUGACUAAAAUGCACCCGCAGUGCAUGUCGCAGACACUGGCCGCAGCAGGGGCUCAGCACCCUGAAGGACUGCCUGGGGGAUCACGUUGCAGUCCAGCACACAACUGCUACCCACCCACUGACCGUUCCUGACCAUGCAAGCAUGCACGCCAUGGGCACUUACAUUCUGAAGUUUUUAAAACCAAGGGGAACUUGUAUACUAGACCUGUUUUUCAGCCUGUUUGCUACCUUUUUUGCAUUCUAUCCCAUGUGAAUUUUACAGACACUGGGCUAAUAAGGGUAUUUGGACACCUGGACACCCCUUCCUGGAAUGUCAUCAUAUGGUCCUAGUUCCAUGUCACCAAAUGACAGAAACAAGACCCUGUUUACAACUUUGUUUUUUUUUUUUAAUUUCAGAUCUUUCUGAGGAGAUUAUAUAUGACAUAUCUAUAGCUAUGUGUAUGGCCAUAGAUGUAUUUCUGUGUGUACAUAUGUAUAGUCAUGUAUUCUUACAUAUGUACAUACAAAUA